AUGACUUUCAGUUGCAUCGGACAAGUAUCUUGGUACUUCAGACGAACAUUAGAAAGGCACAAUGAGGAGAAAGAGGAGAAAUUGCUUAAGAGAUGUCCUCCUGACCAUGAGGAAACAAGGUUUAUGGAUAUACCCGCCACAAUUCUAGAUGUGUCCAGCACCAUCAUCACAUGGUACCUCCCAGACGCCCUGACAGCCACAACACAGAAGGAAAUUUGGGCAGCCACUGAUUUGCUGUCUCUGAGUCUGGAAAAAACAUGGUUUCAACAGGGGCACAAGAAUCUAUUGGACCCGGAGGUAUCUGCAUCAUUAAAGGGACCAUUGUCCGAGGGAAUCCUGAAUGUCAUUGCGAGGCCGGCAGCCAUCGCCUCAGGAUCAUGCAUCUGGAGCAGUACUGGGCAGGGUGAUGAACAUUUUAAGCCUCGGAGAAAAGGCAGAAAGCAAGGAACUGCCAAGAAUGUCCAAGAUCCUCCAGUACUGGGCAUCCGUAUUUAA
This is a messenger RNA of Suillus bovinus, 495 nucleotides long. RefSeq lists its product as uncharacterized. Lineage: Eukaryota; Fungi; Basidiomycota; Agaricomycetes; Boletales; Suillaceae. The record is from RefSeq and is a predicted model, not a curated record. Bases 1 to 495 code for a protein of 164 amino acids. The transcript has 5 exons.